Molecule: messenger RNA, 2161 nt
Organism: Polyodon spathula (Mississippi paddlefish)
Lineage: Eukaryota; Metazoa; Chordata; Actinopteri; Acipenseriformes; Polyodontidae
Product: arfaptin-1-like
Exons: 10
Coding region: 690-1991 (433 amino acids)
Biological process (GO): regulation of Arp2/3 complex-mediated actin nucleation; intracellular protein transport
Cellular component (GO): trans-Golgi network membrane
Molecular function (GO): protein domain specific binding; phospholipid binding
Source: RefSeq, a predicted model, not a curated record
UCCUCAAGUGUCCUGUCUGUUAAGAAAAGACAAGUUACUGAGAACACUCCACAGUGGAAUCCAUACUAGUAACAUUUCCCUUAAUUUUCUGGCGAGACUGGUGUCUUGAGUAACAUGUAACCUGGAGUAAAUCAACAACGAAUAAACUUUAUCAUAAUUUGGCUUUGUUGCCUUGACUGACAAUAUGCAGUGACAGUGUUAUGCAAAGAUAAAAAUCCUUUGUCUUCUCGUGCUCUGAUGGAGUGUUUUUUUUUUGUUUUUUUGUUGUUGUUUUGUUUUUUAUAAGUGAUGCUGUUUCCAUAAAAAGACAGUUAUUUCUUCAAACGAGUGCUUCUAAUGCGGAUCCGGCGGUGAGCCACCAGCUCCUAAGCAUGUCAAUGCGGCCAACCUGUUAGUUAUAAAACGUGUCUAAGCUAUUGUCUUCCUCCUCCUCCAUGCAAGGAUGCCCACAUUUGCUUUGCAGCAGUCGGUGAAAGCCCGGAUGUUGUUGCCCCAUUAGCAAUUUUCUCUGGAGUCCAUCCCCUUCCGUGUCUGAAAGACUGACUGACGCAAAUGUACGAGGGGAUCCAAUGAACGUCGCAAAAUACUCUAAUCAGAUUCUUAUUUAAUACUAAAAACAACGACGUUGCAACGAAAAAAGAAACAGCAUUACGUAAUCAUCUGACGAUCAGCACGAAGGAUUUGCAGGAAUGUCUGAAGGUAUUGUUGAGGUGGAAGCUCUAGAGGUUCAGCCAGAUGAUCCUCAAAAGGAUAAUGAGGAAGCUGAGGCUGAAUUAUCUCACGAGGCUAUAGAGGGAUCUGAAGCUGAUGUACCUCAAAAGGAUAAUAAGGAUGCCGAGUAUGCUGAGGCUGACUCAAAGGAGACCAAAAUGGCCCAGGAAUCCCCAAGAAACACAGCCGCUGAAAUCUCAGUGACCAGUAACGGAGAUUCAGACGACACAUGUGAAGAUAUUUUCCCAAUGGACCUGAAACAUGGUAUGUCUGCAGGACUGAAUUUGUCUGAAACCCACAUCUCUUCAAGUAACUAUGGGGCCACGACAGAGGGAAUCAUAGAAGCAGGGCCAUAUAAAGGAUCUUCAGGUCAGCCCAUGUCACCUGUUGUGUCUCCCAGCAGCGCUGCAGCUAGCAGAUUGGCCAGACCAGACAACAAUUUUCUUAGUCCGAAAGACAUGAUGAAAGUUGAACCUAUGAGUGGACCAGUAGUUCUUUCAGAUGACCUUAAGAAUCCUGCAAUGGAGAAGCUAGAGCUUGUGAGAAAAUGGAGUAUCAACACAUACAAAUGCACAAGACAGAUCCUGUCGGAGAGGUUGGGGCGAGGUUCUAGAACUGUGGACUUGGAGCUGGAGGCCCAGAUAGAAAUUCUGCGCGACAACAAGAGGAAGUACGAGUAUGUGGUGAAACUGGCACAGACACUGGGAUCACAGCUCUACCAGAUGGUGCAGACCCAGAGGCAGCUCGGAGAUGCUUUUGCAGACCUCAGUUUAAAAUCGCUCGAGCUCCACGAGGAGUUUGGCUUCAAUGCAGAGACCCAAAAACUUCUGUCCAAAAAUGGUGAGACGCUUCUGGGGGCCAUUAACUUUUUCAUUUGUAGUGUGAAGACCUUGGUAGACAAAACCAUUGAAGAUACCAUGGUCAACAUCAAACAGUAUGAAAAUGCCAGAAUAGAGUAUGAUGCAUACCGUACAGAUUUGGAGGAGCUUAAUCUUGGACCUCGGGAUGCCACUACAAUUCCAAAGAUUGAACAAUCCCAGUGUGCAUUCCAGGCAUACAGAGAGAAAUAUGAAAAAAUGCGCAAUGAUGUUUCUAUUAAACUGAAAUUUCUGGAAGAAAACAAGGUAAAAGUAUUGCACAAUCAGCUGGUUCUCUUCCAUAAUGCUAUUGCAGCUUACUACGCGGGGAACCAGAAGCAGCUUGAACAGACCCUCAAACAGUUCCACAUCAAGUUGAAAACUCCUGGAGCAGACAACCCAUCCUGGCUAGAAGAGCAAUAAUCACACUAGAAACCACAUUGAUGACCAGCUAAUCUAUUGAUCAGAUCAGUAAAGAUAGAGGGGGAGGGUAGGCUUUGAAAAUGUAGGGAUGGGAGGGAUAAUUUAACAAAAAAAAAAAUACAUGUUUUUCCUUUUUUUCUUCUCUGUUUUUUUUUUUUUUUUAGAAUCGU